Molecule: messenger RNA, 1640 nt
Organism: Cyprinus carpio (common carp)
Lineage: Eukaryota; Metazoa; Chordata; Actinopteri; Cypriniformes; Cyprinidae
Product: alpha-amylase
Biological process (GO): carbohydrate metabolic process
Molecular function (GO): alpha-amylase activity; cation binding
Source: RefSeq, a predicted model, not a curated record
UUUUGUAUAUAAAUGGAACAUGAGCCUAGGUUAUGUUGUAGGUUUUUCUCUGAACUAGGGAAGGAUGAAGCUUUUAAUAUUGGCUGCACUUUUUGGACUGAGCCUUGCUCAGUUUAACGCAAACACCAGAGAUGGAAGAACUGCCAUCGUCCACCUGUUUGAGUGGCGCUGGGCUGAUAUCGCAGCAGAGUGUGAGCGCUACCUUGGACCAAAUGGCUUUGGUGGAGUUCAGAUCUCCCCUCCAAGUGAGAGCAUUGUUGUCACAAACCCCUGGCACCCUUGGUGGCAGAGAUAUCAGCCAAUCGGUUACAAUCUGUGUUCCAGAUCAGGAAAUGAAAAUGAGCUGAGAGACAUGAUCACUAGGUGCAACAACGUUGGGGUGAACAUCUAUGUUGAUGCAGUCAUCAACCACAUGUGUGGAGCAGGUGGUGGAGCCGGUACCCACUCAAGUUGUGGUUCAUAUUUCGAUGCCAACAGGAAGGACUUCCCCACAGUUCCUUACUCUAACUUGGACUUCAAUGACGGCAAAUGCAACACUGGCAGUGGAAACAUUGAGAACUACCAUGAUAUCAAUCAAGUGAGAAAUUGUCGUCUGGUUGGUCUUCUGGACUUGGCUUUGGAGAAGGACUAUGUGCGUGGUAAGGUGGCUGACUUCAUGAACAAGCUGAUUGACAUGGGAGUGGCUGGGUUCAGAGUGGACGCCUGCAAACACAUGUGGCCCGGUGAUCUUUCUGCUGUCUAUGGCCGUCUUAAUAAUCUGAACACAAAGUGGUUUCCAUCUGGUGCCAGACCUUUUAUCUUCCAAGAGGUUAUUGAUCUCGGUGGGGAGCCCAUUACAUCAGGCCAAUACACUGGAAUUGGAAGGGUGACUGAGUUCAAGUAUGGUGCCAAGCUGGGCAAUGUCAUCCGCAAAUGGAAUGGAGAAAAACUUUCCUUUGUCAAGAACUGGGGUGAAGGCUGGGGCUUCAUGUCUUCUGAUAAAGCUCUGGUGUUUGUUGACAACCACGAUAACCAGAGAGGACAUGGUGCAGGAGGUGCAUCUAUUGUGACAUUCUGGGAUGCCAGGCUUUACAAAAUGGCUGUAGCCUUUAUGCUGGCCCACCCGUAUGGAUUUACCAGAGUAAUGUCCAGCUACCGGUGGGACCGCAACAUCGUGAAUGGACAGGAUCAAAAUGACUGGCAGGGACCCCCCAGCAAUGGUGAUGGAUCCACUAAACCUGUUCCCAUCAACCCUGACUCUACCUGUGGUGAUGGCUGGGUUUGUGAACACAGAUGGCGUCAGAUCAAAAACAUGGUGGACUUCCGUAAUGUUGUAAAUGGACAGGCAUUCUCUAACUGGUGGGACAAUGGAAGCAACCAGAUCUCUUUCAGCCGUGGAAAUAAAGGGUUCCUUGUCAUUAACAACGAUGACUGGGAGCUGAACGAGACCCUAAACACUGGUCUACCAGGAGGCACCUACUGUGAUGUGAUCUCUGGUCAGAAGGAAAGUGGCAGAUGUACUGGGAAAGAGGUGGUAGUUGGAGGAGAUGGACGUGCUACCUUCAGAAUUAGCAACCAGGAAGAAGACCCAUUUAUGGCCAUUCACUCUGACUCCAAACUUUAAAUUAUGUUUUUUAAAUAAACAAAGAGCAUAAAAGUUA